UCUAAACAUAAAAAUGCACAUGAGUGGCUUUACCACUAACUUAAUGCAGAUGAAUUCAUAUAUCAGUUACAAAUUUUAUCCAAAAAUUCAAGUAACAUAUCAAAGUGAUUAAAUGCUGUUGGAAAGCAGAUCUGGACCCAAAUCCAUGGCACUGCACAAUUGAUAUUUCUGUUUUGAAAAGUAACGACAGGUUAUCUAUAUCUAUAUCAUUGGUAAAAUCACAAAAAUGGGACUGACGAAUAAUCCCUGAAUAUCUUACUUGAAAAAAAAGUGAGUAACAGCCUCGGUAACUCUGUAAAAUAUUUCCAACCAGAAUGCUGCUGUUUUCGCCAACCAUUGUUUCAAAGUGUGUUUCAUUUUACAUACCACAUCCCUUAAAUUGUGCAAUUUUUUUGCAUGGUGUGUGAAACAUUGUACAAGUCUGAAUAAGACUAAAAACACCUUGAAACACACUGGUGAAAUUCCUCAAACACAUUAUUAACUGAAAGUAAGAGGAAAACAAAUGUAAGGUCUGAGGUAAAAAAGACUGUAUAUCAGCCAUGAACUAGUACAAAGACAACGUCGAGGGUAAGCCUUUGCUCAGCUUCUGAGUUUAGCUCAAGAAUUGUGCAAUGCAGCAGACCAGCUACUGAUGUCUUCAGUCACACCAUUUGAAGCAAGAUAUGGGAUGCAGAGAACCCCCCCUUGUGUGUUGGUCAUACUGGAAAUACAGGAAAUCUUUUCAGACAUCUUGGGGGAGGGAUGUGUCAGGUAAUGACAGUCUAGCUUGCCUACAGGGUUUGGACAUGCAGAGAGGAUACCUCAGUCCUGUAUCUUGCCGGGUACAGAUCACACUACUGCACCAACUAUCGAAAGGAGGGGAAGAAGUUGAUUUCUCCCCCGAUGGGUGGUCUCCACCGUUGAGAAACUACCUCAUUCAGGGCGAGACCCGACUCAUGUACAUGUACCUUCCAAUUUAGACUCAUGUACACGUACCUUCCAAUUUUAUGUUACUAAUUCAUCCAAACAAAAUAGCUUGCCCAUGGUGCCAAAGUUCAAGAUACCAGCAAGAGGAUGAUUGGGUCAUGCAUGACUAAUCAGGGACAAUCUGAAUAAACCUUGUCCAUAUUCUAAUUGCCUCACUAGACUGGAUGACAAACAGGCAACACAUCUGUGAAUACAAAGUCUUAAUAGUCUCAUCACGAUGAGAAAGGAUGCACAGUUUGCAAGAAAUAUUCAACGCAACACUUUGUGAACAAAGGGCAGCUCAUGUACAGUGACAAAUCACAAUCCAAUCGCGUGUUUGCAUAUGAAGAUUAGGACAUUGCAGAGCCCCACCCCCCCCAGGUGCACCCAUCCGUAUAAAAUCCGGGACCACUGCUUCAUAACAACAGGUGCCUGUACGCACACCACUUCCAACCACAAGGCUGCAUGCAGCUUUUAGGAGCCAAGUCUCUGGUGAUAACGAGCACUAUUCCACUUGGCGCUCAAUUGCCGUUCCACACACUAGACCAUUAAACAUGAUUCUUCUCCUCGGCAUCGGACUGUUGACAGCAUUUGUGCUACCCUGCAAGGCGACAGCAUGCAGACGAGCGACAACAGACAUUCUGGAAACAACGUCCUUUGUGUGUGAAUGUUCAGCAGAGUACUGUGACACUAUACCUAGAGAUGUGGGGUUGCGCGCAGGACAGUAUGUCAUCUACAGCUCCACUAAAGACAGAGACCGUUUCCACAGGACAACUUACUUGUUUGAAGACAGAGCCGAGCAUGACCAAAGGUUCGUUCUUGAUGCUUCACGAGAGUAUCAGACGAUUCUUGGAUUCGGAGGAUCCUUCACCGAUUCAGCAACGAUGAACAUCAAGAGCAUCUCUCCCUCUGCCCAACACAACCUCCUCAAGUCUUACUUCUCCUCUGAAGGUAUAGAGUACAGUAUGGGUCGUAUACCAAUGAGUAGCUGCGACUUUUCAGUUCGGGUUUAUUCCUAUGACGAUCACCCAGGUGAUUUUGCACUGGAGGAAUUUAUGCUGGCAACCGAGGACAUUUCUUACAAGAUACCAGUGAUCAAAGAAGCCUUAGCCAUGAGCCCACAUGACAUCAAAUUGUUAGGUAGUCCAUGGUCAGCCCCGGCCUGGAUGAAGACUAACCAGGACAUGGUAGGGGGUGCCCUGAUGGGCCAACCAGGAGAGAAGUACUACAAGACCUGGGCUACAUAUUUUGUGAAAUUUUUAGAGGCGUAUGAGCAGCACCAGGUGCCAAUGUGGGGCCUGACCAUUCAGAAUGAACCCUCAGGUGCCGAAGUCCCCUUUAACCUCUACUCCUGGCAGAGCAUGGCAAUGCCCCCAGAGACGGCCAAGGACUUUGUCAAGAGAGACCUGGGGCCUGCCCUCACUAGUAACGGCUACAGCCAUGUCAAGCUGAUGAGCCACGACGACAACAUCCCUUCAGUACUGGCUAACUCCAAAGUGAUAUAUGAGGAUGAGGAAGCAGCCAAGUUCCUGUCCGGCAUAGCUGUCCACUGGUACAUGACCAAGGGCUCCAGCACCUACAACAGCCUGGAGGAGACCCACCAGACCUUCCCCGACAAGUUCCUGCUGGCCACAGAGGCGUGCGAGGGCUACCAGCCCUGGGAGCAGCCAGUCAAACUAGGCAACUGGGAGCGCGGGGAACAGUAUAGCUUAGACAUCUUGCAGGAUCUGAAACACUGGGUGACAGGUUGGGUGGACUGGAAUCUUGCCCUUGAUCUCUCCGGCGGACCGAACUGGGCUGGUAACAACGUAGACAGCCCCAUCAUCGUGGAUGCAGAGAGGGACGUCUUUUACAAACAACCUAUGUUCUACCACAUGGGCCAUUUUAGUAAGUUCAUCUAUCCUGGUUCAGUGCAUAUUGACCUGCGAGUGGAAUCUCAAGCGCACACUACACUGCACAGCAUAGCCUUCAAAAGGCCUGACAACUCUACAGUUAUUGUUCUUUUGAACGUUGGUGCAUCUAUAGAGGAAGUCACCGUACACGACCCCAGACAUGGCUACAUUAACACCAAGUUACCCCCGCGGUCCAUCCACACUUUCAUCUGGUGAUCAACUGAAGAAGCCCCAGUCCAACGCCAACUUCUGUUUGAGUGACUCUACGUCAAAGUUUAAUUUCAGAAAUUUACUUCAUUCUCACCACCACAUGAUACUGUUUUCCCUUUUGUCUCCAAAGCGAGCUUGACUUGAGAUACCUUAAGCCAAUCAAUGCACAUUUAAUGUCCCAAGUCUGAUAAGGGAUGCUCCUUUUUUGUUUUUAAAGUAAGAAGUGUUAAAGUAUCUAUUGUUCCUUAAUGCCAUAGACCACAGUUUUGAUCACGUUCCCUGAACAUGCUGAAUCUAUAUUAGUGUACAUUUGUAGUCUGUCAAAUGGCGUGAAGAACCUUUUGGUCAGUAGCCCUUGUACAUGGCCGAAGACCAGAACAAACAUGCCAAAGUCUCCUGGUGCAUUAACAGGGGUCGAAAUUAACAUCAAUGUCUUGGUGGCCUGCAGGGCCAGUGGGAAGUGCACUGCACUUGCCCUCGUGAAAAGUUGGGGGCACCAGUUGAGUACACGUAAUGGAAUUAAUCAGGCCUACCACACAUGCCCAUUUGUGUCCUUAGAACUUCUCUACCAAAACAGUUGAUUGGCAAGCCUGGCUGGAUUUAAAUGAGGCCAAAAAAACCUAGUUCUGCUUCUGGUUACACGACCAAUCCUAAAUUUUUGAAGCAACUGUAAAAUUGAUAUGGGUAAGUUAGAAACACACAUUUAAAAACUUUUUUAAAAAAGAAAAAAUCCUGUCUUUUCUGUCUUCACAAAACACCUCACAACAAUUUUUUUCAUACCUAAAGCUUGUACUUUUUUGUUUGCCUGCUUACAAUUACCACAUUUGGAAAGAUGCUUCCAUUAUUUUCACAAGUUUCCUUCGCAUUUCACUAUUGCGAUGGUGAAAACAUGCACACAAUAAUGCUUGAUGUGCAGAAGCAAGGUUGCACUGGUUCCCGCAGCGCCACUGCCAAAGAAAGUGUGAUGGUAAGGUGGCAACCAGUCCAUGCAUCCCGGUCAAAAUAGCAUUGUACAAUUCACCAUAUACACAUGCAAAUCUACAGCUACACAUGGAAAAAAAAUAAUGUCACAGGAAGAUUUCUACAAGUUAAUUCCAAGAACUUGAUUUGUUGUCUAUACAUGUACAUGUAUGUAUUUUUUGUGUUCACAAAUUUAUUUCGAGGUUACAUUGCUUGUACGUAACAAUCGGCCAGAUGCAGACUCAACGUAAACUCAAUGCGACAUGACCUAUAAAGGUUUCAUUGGUUUUCGCGGGGGAUAACGUUAAACUGGCAUGAAUGACCGUGCAAUGAAUGUCGCGCUGCAUGCUAUGUGUGUACAUGUAUGUAGCACACGAGCCCGGCACAUGAUAGCAGGCAAUCACAGCCGUAAGGACUGUGGAAUUAUACCAUGAACUCGAAAGUGUUGCCCAGUCAUUUGAAAAACAAGUCGUAAAAUGUGAUGAAAGUUUUGAAAAUGUGGCAAUGUUCCUCAAAUGACCCGCCAGGCCAUCGUUUUUGGAGAAUGCAAUACCCCAGUGAAUUUUUUAUUCCUGCAUUCAGCAGAGAGGUUUCAUCAACAGGAAUACAUUAUAGCCUAAAAAAAUCAUUAACAACACAAUGAGUAGGACUGA
Molecule: messenger RNA, 4660 nt
Organism: Acanthaster planci (crown-of-thorns starfish)
Lineage: Eukaryota; Metazoa; Echinodermata; Asteroidea; Valvatida; Acanthasteridae
Product: lysosomal acid glucosylceramidase-like
Biological process (GO): glucosylceramide catabolic process
Molecular function (GO): glucosylceramidase activity
Source: RefSeq, a predicted model, not a curated record